UUUUCUCUACUCGAUCGACAGACACAACCCACAAUGGCUCAGGCACGCGUGCGCCUCCCUCCCGCCGGCCCAACGCCGGCCACCGCCUUCCUCUCGGGCUCCAACCCAAGACCCGCCCACCUUCCCUUCUCCUCGAAGCGCGCCCCCGCCUCCCUCUCCGCCGUCGCCGCCACCAAUGCCCCCAUCGUCGUCGUGGGCUCCGCCAACGCCGACAUCUACGUCGAGGUCGACCGCCUCCCGCUCGUCGGCGAGACCGUGGCGGCCCGCGCGGGCCGCAGCCUCGCGGGCGGGAAGGGCGCCAACCAGGCGGCCUGCGGGGGAAGGCUCGCGCUGGGCCCCACCUACCUCGUGGCGCGCGUGGGGGACGACGCCAACGGGCGGCUCCUCGAGGGCGCGCUGGCCGACGCCGGCGGCGUCCGCACCGACCGCGUCGCGCGCGCGCCCGACGCGCCCUCGGGACACGCCGUCGUCAUGCUCAUGCCCGACGGCCAGAACUCCAUCAUCAUCGUCGGCGGCGCCAACAUGGAGGGCUGGGCGGCGGGGAUCGGCGCGGAGGACCUGGAAUUGAUCCAAAAGGCAGGCGUGCUGCUGCUGCAGAGGGAGAUACCCGAUUGGGUCAACGUGCAGGCUGCGCAGGCUGCAAAAAGUGCCGGUGUGCCUGUUAUCAUGGAUGCUGGUGGAAUGGAUGCUCCUGUCCCCGGAGAACUACUCAGACUCGUCGACAUUUUUAGUCCAAAUGAAACAGAAUUAGCACGUUUGACUGGUCUACCUACUGAAUCAUUUGAACAGAUCAACCAAGCUGCAGGACAAUGCCACAAAAUGGGCGUGAAAGAAGUACUAGUAAAGCUUGGAUCACAAGGAUCUGCUUUGUUUGUUGAGGGGGAGGAGCCAAUCAGACAGCCGAUUAUUCCUGCCACAGAAGUUAUUGAUACCACGGGGGCUGGUGACACUUUCACCUCAGCUUUUGCUGUAGCUCUGGUUGAGGGGAAGCCUAAGAAGGAGUGCAUGAGAUUUGCUGCUGCUGCUGCCUCUUUGUGUGUUCGAGUGAAGGGGGCUAUACCCAGCAUGCCUGACAGAAAAUCAGUGAUGAAGCUGCUGGAAUCUGUGCAAGUUGAGUAACCGCAGAAUGCGUUGAUCGUUCAAAGCCGACCUCAUUCAUCGGCGAUAAUGGCCCUUCUCCAGUACGCGGAAUUCGUGGGAUCCAUGAAGCGUCUCGCCGCCCCUUCACGUGCGUGCUCCCCGAAUAAUGCUAAUGUGAUCUCCAAACGGAAACGCAUUUCCCGGUGCCGCCCAGGGUAGUAAACAAAACAAGGCCACACGACCGUUUCCAAUACAUCCUCCUGGUUUCGUGAACGCAAUGAACAGUUUCACACUGCCUUUCCCCGGGAGCUUGUCUCGGAUGGUGACGCUGUUAUUUACUCUGGCCCAAGUCAAUGCGUGAUCUCUCCCAA
Messenger RNA from Setaria italica (foxtail millet), 1451 nucleotides. Its product is annotated as ribokinase. The transcript is spliced from 5 exons. Gene Ontology annotation, biological process: D-ribose metabolic process. NCBI's taxonomy places the organism in Eukaryota, Viridiplantae, Streptophyta, Magnoliopsida, Poales, Poaceae. The coding region runs from base 34 to 1119 and encodes 361 amino acids. Gene Ontology annotation, molecular function: ribokinase activity. The record is from RefSeq and is a predicted model, not a curated record.